Messenger RNA from Mycetomoellerius zeteki, 3658 nucleotides. RefSeq lists its product as uncharacterized. The transcript has 13 exons. Gene Ontology annotation, biological process: autophagosome-lysosome fusion. NCBI's taxonomy places the organism in Eukaryota, Metazoa, Arthropoda, Insecta, Hymenoptera, Formicidae. The coding region runs from base 158 to 1969 and encodes 603 amino acids. The record is from RefSeq and is a predicted model, not a curated record.
CGGCGGCGCGGCCGUCCCGACCGAUGCCCCGUCGACGGAUUUAGCCCGGUAGCAGUGCGACCGUGCUGUGCGUUCGUCGUUAGUAGUGCAUCAUGUGAUUACUUCCACAUCUCUGUAAUCUCUUCGCCACGGUGACGGAUACUAGCCAGCGUGAAGGAUGCAGGAACUGGCAUUCCCGCGCCGAAAAGGGAUCCUUGCCCCGCUAUCGGUGUUAGUGCUGCUGAUACUACCAUUGGUCGAUUUACCCUCUGCAAACGGAUCUUGCGAGUUUCCAUCGAGUUGGUCAGGAGAAUGGUUUCAAUAUGGCAAGCCUCAAUCAGUCAUUAUAAACACGACCAUUCUCGGGGAACGAACAUGCAUCGAAAGAACGGAUGACAAAUAUAUCGUUUUUGGUGAUAAUUGUUAUCACUGUAUGAUCAUCAACAGACGCCAUGAGAACGUUAUUCAAUAUCGCGAAGGCUGGUGCAACCCGGAGCGAUUGCGUUUGGAAAACAUGUGCUCGGAAAUUACUUCGGACGAUACGCUCUAUUCGAUGUUCCGUGUGAACUCGAAACCGAUAGCUUGCCCAUUUAGCGGGGCAUCGUUCACAUUUACGUACAAUCGGGGUUACGGCGAGUGUGCUAUGCCUAUAAGUCUCGUGGAGAAAUGUACUGACGAGAGCAAACUCCUCCUCAAGUAUCAGGCCUGUCCGGACGUCGUGGGAACCGAGAGCAACACCGAAGAAUUACAAUGCCUUGCCAGUUGGAAUGAUGGUCGAAAUAAAUAUCUCGUGGGAACUUUGAAAGAAAGGAGCGCACUGAAUGACGCAAAAACCUACAGAUGUUUCCUGUACGAAGAAAAGUCUCAUCAUCAGGGAAAGAUGAUUUAUUUACUUGCACAGUCCGGCGAUCCGACUUGCAACGGUCUCACCACAGUUUCCGAAGGUUCACCCACCAUAAAACUUAUUAAAGUUGACAAAGAGCACAGUAGAUGCAAAUAUCCUGCCUGGGUAACUCAACACCAUGUCUGGCACUCUCUCAAUGGUACAAAAAGCUAUCAUUUUACAAACAAGAACGCGACGCUGAGAGUAAAGAUGCAAGCACAGAAUAGUGAUGGCGAAAUCGUCCAUGAGGAAAAAAUCGUUUGUCACAAUUUGGAGAAGCUAUACCCGAAUGACAACAUGCAAGGGAAUAAAGUGAAACUGGUAGCUCAUGUCACCAGCGGCUGCGAUAUUGGUUACGUUUGCAUGAUAUUUCACAAAAGAGACAGUCAUAUUAUCGAGAUACAGCAGUCAGAUCAAAAAGCAAUUAUGCCAGAUGAAGCAUGCUCAAUCUCGGAUCCCUCCACGAUGCCGUAUACGACCUUGAUAACUACAUUCUUGCAUCAGAGAAGAUGUCCUAAUUCAGGACAGUAUGAGAUUCUGAAUUUUGCUUCAUCGGAUGCAUUGUCAGCCGCCGCACCGAGUCGACAGCGGCGUAGCGAGCUAUCGAGGACGACCAAGAGGCGAACUUGGCAGGAAAACGAAAACGAGGAAUGCAGAAGUACGGAUAUUCAAAUUGGCUGCACCCCGUCCGAUCAAGCCGAAAUAAUAAUCGGCAAUACGUGCGAACAUGAAAAGAUUGCCUAUUCUUGUCAUGGCAGCUGGGAAGAGAAAGGAAUGUGGUAUACGAUAGCGUCACAACGGAAUUCUGAAAUUCCGGGCAGUACAGGACAAACGUUUUGUUUUUCUAUGCUUCUCAAAAACGUCAAAGACAAAGGCAGUAGACAGAAGCAAGAAAAAGAAUUAUGGCUUUCGAGGCCAUCGCGUACUUGUCAAAGAGAAGUCAAGGAUGAAUGGACUUUUAGGCUGUCCAAUCAAGGAGUGUGCGAGGUCUUAAUGAAGACUCCAAACGCAGCGUCUGCUUCGUCGUUGUCCUCCCAGCUUCUGUUUAUUUUACAUAUAGCAGCUUACGCCGCUAUUAAUACGCUAUGCGUAUUACUUUCGAGAUGAUCUGCAGCUAUUAUGUAAGACUGUCUAAGUACUGUAAUUUCCAGCACGAAUUCUCAGGUAUUGCGUGUUUCUGGAAGUGUAUAUAGCUCAAAAAGUUUGUAAGCUAUUGACCGAUCGAUGAGCUGUCGUAAAUAGUGGGAAAUGUGCAGCUAAAUAGCUAUUACCGACAAUAUUAAUUUUCGUUUCGUUCGAACAGACUAAUUACUUAAAUCAGUGAUUAAGAGUGUUCACAAUUGGGAAUGAAGCGAUUUAUACAUGUUCAUAAAUUAUUUUUUUAUACAUACAAUACUUACUUAGAAAAGCGUUCCUUAGCUCGAAAGAAAAUAACUGCUUGGCACAAGUUUCCUUUCAGUUGCCAUCAUGUUGUUGUCAUCAAGGCAAUAAUAAUUCCGUUUAGGCCAACCUUAUGUGGACAAUGAUUUGCCUGCACAGUAAUGGAAAUACCGUUGCAUACUUAUUGUCAUAAAAGUUGCUACAAUCUGUUUGAAACCGUUUUCGUAAAAUAUUUAGUCUACAUUUCCAUCAGUUGAAUGGAAAUAUAAUGAAAUGAAAAUUUUAAUGAACUCGCUCAUCUGCGAACGACACCGCCGUGGGCACGAUGAAGCUGCAUCUCUCGUAAAUAAAAAUCAUAGAAUAGAAUAAAAGACGCAACAUUAUGAGAUUUCUCUUGUGUUCUAACGAAAUAAUGAUGAAAUGGUAGAAGGCUGCUUGGAGGCGAGUCUUCAAAAUUGGAUUUCAAAAUGAAAGUAAAUAAUUCUUUUGACAGUUUCGAUCUUUUCACCUUGUGGAUGAAUAGUUCGAAAAUUUUUUGUACCAUCUGGAUUUUCAAUAAUCUAUUAUGCCAUCGGUUUGUAAGAGGACAACUGACCAAUUGUUGCCUGAAUGUUGCCAUGAAGUUACUCAUAACUGUUGGUAGCGAUAAAAAAUCAGUAAUCCAAUAGGCAAAAUUGGAAACUACUUUUCUCAAUAUUGAAAACAACUUAAAGCAGUUUCAAGCAAAUUGAUAUUUGACAACAACCUGUAGGAAACUUGCUAUCUGGAUUAUUGUAAUUUACUGCAGACUAGUAUUCUAAACGAGUGAUCAAACUCUAGAUUACUAGUGUUUUCGAUAUAACGUUUUAUUAGCUAUAUACUGCCUGAAUUGUUGAUUAAUUACAAUAGUUCUCAAUGGAUAAUCGUGUGGAUAAUAAUUUUUGAUUGUUUAUAUGUUUUUCGCUUAAUUUUAUGAGAAAAAGAACCGAGAUGAUAUAUUCAGGACUAGGCAAAGACAUCGUGUGUAGAUUGUAUUUUAAAUACAAAAAAUAUUCUGUGGAAACUAUGUGUAUUUCAGAUAUAAAAUACUGUUGAAAAGUGUGGUUAAAAAGAUACAAAAAAUAUUCUUGAAAAAUUUGCUUCAGGAUUAAGGUAAAUAUUUCGUAUCUCGAAACAUUUUUACACUAUACGUGUAAAAAUGUUUGUAGUAUUCCAAAUAUGUGUUGGAAACAACUCUGGGAGCACCAGACUCGACAGAGAAUUUUUGUUACCAUUACAUAUCGACUCUUUCGAGAUGUGUGUGGCAACUGAAACGAUCUCAGUAAUUCUUACUGUUAAUAAGGAUGCACCGGAAAUAUCCGGUAUCCGAUAUUAUCCGGUACUGUUUUUACUAUCGGUCGGAUAUCCAGAUAUCAUUAGUAUCCGGUAAUACAUAUA